This is a messenger RNA of Bipolaris zeicola 26-R-13, 942 nucleotides long. RefSeq lists its product as uncharacterized. The coding region runs from base 1 to 942 and encodes 313 amino acids. NCBI's taxonomy places the organism in Eukaryota, Fungi, Ascomycota, Dothideomycetes, Pleosporales, Pleosporaceae. The record is from RefSeq and is a predicted model, not a curated record. The transcript has 4 exons.
AUGAGGGCCGCUACAGCGACCAUAUCUGUUCGCAGAUUCCUAUUCGAGUUUCAACCGCGAGGCGCUGUCUUCAGCUGCAGUGACGGUCUUGGCAGCAUGCACGCUGAAGCUUCAAUCACCUUCUCGAUGCAACUGGCGUCGAGCGACGCUGAACUACGUACCACUCGAGCUGUGUGUCAGACCGGAAAUGCCCGCGUCACCGGUGCUAUCCACCUAUGCAUGCAUCUAUGUACGCCAUGCUGCGGUAGAUUUGGUGUUGCAACUGCCAGCCCGCAACCCCCGAUAGUCACCCACGCAUCGCGGCUAACGGCUUCCGAGACAAGGACGACGUUCAAGGCAGUUAGCUCCAAUCAGAAGAAAAACGUGCUGCGCCUGAUUGGAACCCUCGCCGUCAUCGCUUCACGGCUGGCCGCUCGCCUGGACGAUGGAUGCGCUGCUCCUGUACGAGGCCUCUCCCACUCCCGCCCUCAAGUCGUGGCGACAACGGCCCGCUCGUCUGAUCGUUACUCGAAUCUGACAGAGGGGCCGUGCGGCCUUUUGGUCGACAGCCUCGCCCGCCUGGCCUUGGCUAAUGUAAUGCAGUGUGAAAACGAGUCUGGAAUUGUUGGUGCGCAUGCCCUUGAAAUUACGUCCAAGCGAUUUCGCGCCUUUCGAGUCUAUUCGACGGUAUUUCAGUCGCUGAGCAAGUCUCUACCUCGGCAUUGCCUAGAUUUUUGCUAUGCGGCCACCACUCUGCUUCCCCGAGGGCCGUCUUCCCCGCCACGCGAUGCCAGGAAUUUGACCCAACUUGGUGCUUGUACUCGACAUGCCCUUGUCCCCUUGUCCCCUUCUGUGUCCCCUUCCAAAUUCCACGUACAUGAUAUCAUAAGAACCAAGAAAAAACAUGAUAAUAAACUGUGGGCUACAAGAAACAUAAACCCGUAUGCAUUUGCUGGUCGCUGA